This is a messenger RNA of Apis mellifera (honey bee), 2057 nucleotides long. It is a transcript of the gene Atu, whose product is annotated as another transcription unit protein. Gene Ontology annotation, cellular component: nucleus; Cdc73/Paf1 complex. Gene Ontology annotation, molecular function: RNA polymerase II C-terminal domain phosphoserine binding. NCBI's taxonomy places the organism in Eukaryota, Metazoa, Arthropoda, Insecta, Hymenoptera, Apidae. The transcript is spliced from 7 exons. The record is from RefSeq and is a predicted model, not a curated record. Gene Ontology annotation, biological process: transcription elongation by RNA polymerase II; positive regulation of transcription elongation by RNA polymerase II. Bases 114 to 1988 code for a protein of 624 amino acids.
UAUCCCGUUUCUCAUGUCAGUUUGCAUCUGUUAUAUGAUUUGUUUGCCUAUGGUGAAUUUGAAUCGGUUAUAUUUAUUUGAACAGGUUAUGUGUUUCUUAACACAAGAAAAACAUGCCAUCAACAAAGAAAAAUCAGUAUGAUUCUAAUUGGGAUUCUGGAUCAGAAUCUGAUAAUCGAUCAGGAUCGUCUAGAUCAAGUCGUAGCGGUACACCUAACUCUAAUACUGCAAAUUCUACACAUGAUAGAAAUUCGGAUAAUGAAAAUGAAGCACGAUCAGUGGGUUCUGAUAUUAGUGAAAGAUCUUCUAAACAAAAUUCUAAAAGUCCAUCUCCAGUUAGAUCAGAUUCUAGACAUUCAAGUAUUGGGUCUACACAUAGUCAGAAAUCUGGUUCUCAAAGAUCUAGAUCUGGUAGUCCAAAAUCAGUUAUAUCAAAUAAUAAUGAUUCACAAAGAUCUCAAUUAUGUUCUCCAAAAGAAAGAAUAUCUGAAAGUCCAAUAUCUCCAAAAGUAACGAAAUCUGAUUUUGCAAGGAAUGAACCAAAAUCUGAACAAAAAUCAGAAAGCCCAGAAGAAAAUAAAGAUGAUAAUGAAUAUGAAAAAUCCUUGAAAACAGGAGGUAGUAUAAAAUCAAAUGAUGAUGGAGAAUCAAGUCCAGUACAUAAAGAAAAUAAUAGUGGUUCUACUUCAGAAGCAGAUGAUAAAACAAAAAGAAUAAAACCAUUAAUAGAUUCUGAUUCAGAAAGUGAACCAAGAGAUAAACAAACUUUAGCACCAACAGCAGAUGCUCUUUUUGGAGACGCUAGUGAUAUUAGCACAGAUGAUGAAAAAGACAAAGAAGAAGAGAAAAGAGAGAAGAGUUAUAGCAAAAGUAGAAGUAGAAGCAGAAGUAGAAGUAGGAGCAGGAGCAGGAGCAGAAGCAGAAGCAGAAGUAAAAGCAGAAGUCGAAGUCGAAGUAGAAGUAGAAGUAGAAGUCAAGGUAGAUCUGAUAGUGGUGGUGAAGGUCCUAAUCAAACUGUGAUUGAAGAUGACAUGGAUAAAGAAAAAGAAGAAGAACCAGAACCUCCUCCAGAAACAAGAAUUGAUGUAGAAAUUCCAAAAAUCACUACAGAUUUAGGUCGUGAAAUACAUUUUGUAAAACUCCCAAAUUUUCUUUCAGUAGAAACGCGACCUUUUGAUACGGAAACAUAUGAAGAUGAAAUAGAUGAGGAAGAAACUUUAGAUGAAGAAGGUCGAGCAAGAUUGAAAUUAAAAGUUGAAAAUACUCUUCGUUGGAAAGAAACCUUUGAUGAUCAGGGAAAAGUUAUUAAAGAAAGUAAUGCUAGAUUUGUAAAAUGGUCUGAUGGCAGCAUGUCUCUACAUUUAGGUUCUGAAAUUUUUGAUGUAUAUAAACAACCACUUCAAGGAGAUCAUAAUCAUCUUUAUAUUCGACAAGGAACUGGUCUCCAAGGUCAGGCAGUAUUUAGAACUAAAUUGACAUUCCGUCCACAUUCUACAGAAUCUUUCACUCACAGAAAGAUGACAAUGUCUUUGGCUGAUAGGUCACAAAAAACUUCUGGUAUAAAAGUAUUAUCACAAGUAGGAACUAAUCCAGAUCAAAAUAGAUAUGAAAUGAUUAAGAAAGAAGAAGAAAAAUUGCGCAUGGCAAUGCGAGUUCAAAGUAAAACAAAAAAGAGUACUGCAAGUAGAGGAACUACUGGAAGAUCUGUUGGUGGAUAUGGUGGUGAUACUUACCAUGAUGAUGGUUCAGAUGAUGAAGGAGCUAUUUCUCUUGCAGCAAUUAAGAAUAAAUAUAAAAAAGGAAUGAAUAUUCCAGUUAAAGCAUCGAAUAUAUAUUCAUCAGAUGAAGAAGGUUCAGAUUUUGAAACUUUAAGACCAAAAAAAAAUAUUAAGGGAAAGGUUCUAAAAGAUUCAGAUGAAGAAUCAAAUUCUGGAAGUGCUUCGGGAAGUGGAAGAGAUGACAAUCAAGGUGAUAAUGCCAGUGAUUAAAUCAUUAUUUUAAUUUAUAGUAAAGUAUAAAUAAAUAAAUUAACAUUUCUUUUGACAUAAUAAAACUAA